This is a messenger RNA of Solanum tuberosum (potato), 1417 nucleotides long. RefSeq lists its product as uncharacterized. Gene Ontology annotation, cellular component: membrane. The record is from RefSeq and is a predicted model, not a curated record. The coding region runs from base 14 to 1417 and encodes 467 amino acids. Lineage: Eukaryota; Viridiplantae; Streptophyta; Magnoliopsida; Solanales; Solanaceae. The transcript is spliced from 4 exons. Gene Ontology annotation, molecular function: transmembrane transporter activity. Gene Ontology annotation, biological process: transmembrane transport.
CAAAGCUUUGUUCAUGAUGAAGCUCAAGAACUACUUGAGAUCAGAUACAUUGACGCUUGUGUUGAUAAAUGUUGCUGCUAUAAUGGAAAUGGCUGAUGAAACUCUGUUACCUGGAGUUUACAAAGAAGUUGGCAAGGAUUUGCGCAUUGAUCCUGCUGGUCUUGGUUCACUGAGUCUCUACAGAUCAUUAGUUCAAUGUCUUUGUUACCCUCUUGCUGCAUUCCUUGCUUCUCGUCAUAAUCGUGCCAAUGUCAUUGCUCUCGGGGCUUUCCUUUGGUCCGGUGCCACUUUUCUUGUCGCCAUCUCCUCUACCUUUGCUGAGGUCUCUGCUUCUUCCUCUAUAGCAAUUUCGAGAGCAUUGAAUGGAAUAGGACUUGCAAUUGUCACACCAGCAAUCUUAUCUCUAGUUGCUGAUUCAACUGAUGAUACUAAUCGCGGUACAGCUUUUGGAUGGUUAUCACUAACAGGAGGUCUUGGUUCAAUAAUUGGUGCUCUUAUGUCUGUGCUGAUUGCUGAAACAUCAUUCAUGGGAAUCCCUGGCUGGAGAAUAUCCUUUCACCUGGUUGGUAUUAUAAGUGUUCUUGUUGGUCUUUUAGUCCGUCUCUUCGCCAAAGAUCCCCGUUUUCUUGACAGAGAUGUCAAUGCAAAAGAUCUACCUACACCGGAACCAUUUCAAGAACAAGUGAGAGAACUGCUAAAAGAAGCAAAAGUGGUUAUCAAAGUACCUUCCUUCAAGAUAAUUGUUGCACAAGGGGUUUUCGGGUCAUUCCUUGGGACAUCACUCUCAUUUACCACUAUGUGGUUGGAGCUUGUUGGCUUCUCUCACAAGACAACAGCGCUCAUCUCGAGUUUGUUUGUAGUUUCUCUGUCAUGUGGCGCAGUUUUUGGAGGAUUCAUGGGGGAUGUAUUGGCUAAGCACUUGCCUAAUUCUGGUAGGAUCAUGCUCUCUCAGAUAAGCACUGGUUCAGCUAUUCCCUUAGCUGCAAUUUUGCUGCUGCUAUUGCCUAAUGAUCCUUCCACAGCUUUGUUGCAUGGUUUAGUCCUGCUUAUAUUGGGAUUUUGCGCAUCAUGGAGCGGUCCAGCAACAAACAGUCCAAUAUUUGCUGAGAUAGUUCCUGAGAGAGCUCGUACGAGCAUUUAUGCUCUGGAUCGAUCUCUUGAGACCAUUGUAGCAUCAUUUGUUCCUAUGCUGGGGAAAUCGAAACAGAUAGACAAAAAUGCUGCCUCACUUGCCAAAGCAAUGUACACUGCAAUAGGCAUUCCAAUGGUCAUUUGUUGCUCCAUCUAUUCCCUCCUCUAUUUCACAUAUCCACGAGAUAGAGAUCGUGUCCUGUUGCAACAGAUUGAUGAAACGGGGAAUUCUCCAUCCGAAGAACAACAGCCCUUACUCGAGCACGAUGAGCAGAGACUUCUUUAA